CAGCUACAGCUAUGGAAAUAAAGUCUCUCGCUGUGUGUUUGGCUGUUUGUGCUGCAGUCUUGACAGUAUGCCAUGGCUGUUCUACAGGAAAGGAGUUCAUCACGACAUUUCUUCCUAAUUAUCAGCGCAAUGCUAGAAAAGAUCACAGACUCCAUGUUGUUCUGACUGCUCAGGACUCUGAAGCCAAUGUUCACAUCCAGGUGGCUUCGGUGGGUUUCUCCAGGCGGCUGACUCUCUCUGCAGGUGAAACCCGUUGGGUUUCUCUGCCAUGUGGAUCUGAGCUGCAGCAGCAAUUUGUUACUGAAAACUCAGCAAUUCGAAUCACAUCUAGUGCUAUAAUCUCUGUGGUCUCUUUCAACCGUCGCUACAGAACAGGAGAUGGUGCUGUGGUCUCCCCAACAAACGAGUUGGGUACUGACUACUUUGUGUACACACCCUCAGGAGGCAUGACUUGCAUGGACAGGCUACUGGCUAUUGUUAAUGGCAAUAGCCAGAACAAGAUCACUAUCUCACCUGGUGCCCCCUCUCCUACACUACCCCCGGAUCCCUGUGAAGACCUAAAAUGUCGAGUAAAGGAACGCUGUGAGAAUGGAAAAUGCGUCCAUGUCUCUACAGCAACCUGCCGUGCGAUGGGUGACCCCCACUACCAGACAUUUGAUGGCCGACGCUAUGACUUCCAGGUGAAACUCUGA
Messenger RNA from Epinephelus fuscoguttatus (brown-marbled grouper), 692 nucleotides. RefSeq lists its product as uncharacterized. The record is from RefSeq and is a predicted model, not a curated record. Lineage: Eukaryota; Metazoa; Chordata; Actinopteri; Perciformes; Serranidae. The coding region runs from base 12 to 692 and encodes 226 amino acids. The transcript has 6 exons.